UUUGGCUCUGAAGAUACCCCCUUAUUUCACUGAGAAAGGUUCAGUGAAAUCUGGGGGAAGGAUGGGACAACACACUCAGGUUAGCCCACCCCAGCUCUGAGUAAAGGAUGUGUACGCAGCAGCAAUGCGUUAGCAGAAGGUACAUUAAUUUGUCCAUGCCUUUGGGCCCUCUUCUUGUAAGGUGAUAAACACUCAGAGAAGGAAAGUCCAUGAGGGAAUUGUGUAUUUAACGGAGGGUUUGGGUUACACACUGUAAAGCAGAGCUCAAGUCAGGUACUAAAUGUUUUUUAACACUAAUGUAGGCAACUUAUAUAUUUCACUUUUUAAAAAAUAAACAUAUAACCCUCAAUUUCUGUCCCCAAACCUCAGAUCUCUCUCAGAAUACACUACGUUCCCAGAUUCAUAGAAAAGAUAUUAGCUGCUCUAUUGCCAUACAUUCCACUAAUUUUGUGCUUGAUUUCAAAGUGUCCCAGUAAAUGUAUGGGAAGAACAGGAAGGGAGGAAGACAGACAGGUGAUUAAGGUUAAAAGGAAAGGAAAGAUAAAGCAAAAAAGAAGAAAAAAAAAAAAGCCAUACACCAAAGAUUCAUCACUUAUCCCAAGAAUACAUCUCUCAGCCUUUGAGCACACCCUGAGCAACCACAACGUAAUCCCAUGUGCUCCAGUUCAGAACACUCCCAUUAACAAAAGCACAAGCUAUCAGAGUAGUAAGCGUUACAGAAAAGGUCGCAGCUAGUCCUGGGAACAGUUGAAGAAAAGAAAACACCAGCCCUUUAACUUAAGAGUGCUUACUGCUUUGCCAACUGCACAAAUGUGUCUUUCCUGAAACCAGUUCAACACUGAUCUUUGUGGAAGUACGUAUAAGUACACAAAAAUAGCACUGACCAUCUGCAGCACUUGAGAUCUCUAUCACAUUUAGCCAAGUGGUAAGGCACGACUCACCAGCUCUUCAACUUUCUGCUUGCGGAGAUACAACUCACUCCGAACCACUAUCACUAUCAAAACAGAUAAUGAAGAUAAUACUGCAAAGCAUUUCUUUAAAGAACUAAAGCCUAUCCGGCUGCGAAGGAGCAGGCAAUGGGUAAAGCAGGGCAGACAGAAGACUGCGCUCCAGCCAGUCUCCCAGCAAAAGAAGAGGCCCUGUGCCUGAGAAUGGAAGGUGCUCUAGACCCUUAACAAAAAGCACCACAGCAGUCGAAUCACAAAAGGAACAAAGAUACUGUAAGAUGUUCAACUCCAGUACAAACUCCUCAGGAAACAACUGCAGUCACAGCACAGUAAUAACUAAGAUAGUCAUUCCCCUGGUCUACUGUUUCAUUUUUAUAGUAGGACUCUUGCUGAACGGUGUGGCAGCAUGGAUCUUUCUAUAUGUUUCUAGCAACAAGAGUUUUAUUGUCUAUCUCAAAAACAUCGUUGUUGCUGAUCUCCUAAUGAGCUUGACAUUUCCUUUCAAAAUUCUUGCCGAUUCUGAAAUUGCACCUCCACAGCUCAACACGUUUGUGUGCAGAUACUCUGCUGUUGUUUUCUAUACAAACAUGUAUAUCGGGAUAACAUUUUUUGGCCUUAUAAGUUUUGACAGAUACUACAAAAUUGUAAAGCCUUUAUUUACUUCCUUUGUUCACACGGUUAACUACAGUAAGGUGGUCUCUGUAAUCAUAUGGUUAUUGUUAAUGCUUAUAUCAUUUCCAAAUAUGAUUUUAACGAAUGAAAUCACUAAAGAAAAUUCUUCCAAAAAAUGUAUAGUUCUUAAAAGUGAGCUUGGCAGACAGUGGCACAAGGCGUCAAGUUAUAUUUCCAUAGGGAUAUUCUGGGUUGUUUUUAUUCUGCUAAUAAUUUUUUACACUUCUAUAUCAAAAAAAAUAUAUAGCUCCUAUAAAAAAUUCAGAAGGAACUCAGAUGUGGCCAAGAGAAAAACCAGCCGUAAUAUAUUCAGUAUAAUGUUUGUAUUUGUCAUUUGCUUUGUACCCUAUCACCUCUGCAGAAUACCAUACACUAUGAGUCAAACUAGCUCACAAUUCAACUGCCAGUCAUCAAAAAUGCUGUUCUAUGCAAAGGAGUUUACGCUUCUACUGUCUGCUGCAAAUGUGUGCCUUGAUCCCAUUAUUUAUUUUUUCCUCUGCCUACCCUUUAAAGAAAAGCUGUAUCAAAAACUGCAUCUCAAGCUGAAAACUUCAAGUGACGUUGAAAUUUCUAGAUCCAGAAGAUCAAAUACACUUCGGGAAAGUAUAAACAUAGUGUAGGUCCAGGUCUGUAAAGAAAUGCACGUUUCGGAAAGUCAUUAAAGAAUUCAAGUCUCAAAGAAACUGAACAGAUAAAACCAGCAAUAAAACAGGUUUCAGCAUCAAAUACCAAGUGGUGUUUCUCUGUAUGAAAACAUUACUGCAUGUCGCCAAUAUAUUUACUCUAUGCUAUUCCCGCUGAUGCUACGAUUACGUUAUGGUGUGAUAUGACCUAUCUGGAUCUCAAAAAAGGAGAGAAGAAUAACUGCAAUAACGCAUUCUGGAGCUCCAGGCCAUGGUUCUCUGAAUGGAUUAUCCAACAGACCAAAUGAUCAAACUGAUUUGCCAUUGUUUCUCAGGAAGCCAGGCAUGACACACAUGAUGGUCAACAAACUAGCCUGAAGGGCCUGGGAACAACUGAUAGCUCCACCUCGGCUGGAGCAGACCCCUCAGAAGCAAUACAAUGAUGUUCAGCACCAGCCUUUCUGACUUGGCCUCCACCAGCCCAUAAAAGAGGACUGAGAUCCUGAGGGGAAGCUCUCUCAUGUAUUUACCAGCCCACAAAGCAAAGCACUGAAGGCAGUAUGCAGCUUAAGGAAGGACUCCAUUCCAACAACUGGGGGGAAAAAAUAAUAAUUAAAAAAAUGCAGAUCAAAUCCUCAAAGAUCUGCAUAUAGCCUGAAAAAGCCUUGGUAAUAUUUUUUUACAUAUAUAUAUAUAUAUAUGAUUUCUUAAGGGAAACAUUCUAUAAAAUUAAGAAUUAAACACAAUUAUUUGUUAGCCUUAGACACCAAAUGUCAGAAUACAUCUAUAAAAUGUGAUGCUUAAUAUAAACAAGUGUUUAAAGAGAAUCCUUCUAGAAACUAAAUGGCACAGUUACACUGUACCAUAUUCCUCAGGACUUUUCAAAAAUAACAUGGCGUAUGCCAAAAAUGUUCACACCUAACUGACAGAUUUUAGUAACUCCCUUUCUGUUGUUGCAGAAGGAGGUAAGGACAGUCAAGGAGCCAUUUAAAAACACACACAUGUGGCUGUCCAGUUGUCUAGAAACUCUGGUGUAUAUUUAACUACAGAAAGAAUGAUUUGUUGUUUUUCCUAUGCUUUUGGCACAAUGAUAAAACAUUUCUCUCUGUACAAAGGUAAUAGCUGAAAGCCACCAACCUUCUAUAUAUAAAUAUAAUCUCUUUUUAACUGUUUUUCACUGCAGCCUUUUUUUUUUUUUUUUUGAUUGAUUGAUGUUAUCAUUGCACAAGGAAAACACAUUUGUGCAAAAAAUACCCACAAAAGCUUUCAGGCAAUGGCUCUGGAAGCUGAAUGCUUUAAAUUUUACUUAACAAAGAAGAUACAGGAACAGAAAUAACAUGUGCUUCACCAUUCUGCCACUGUGUCUCAUUUUAGUCCUACCAGAUAAUCUCUCAGGGUGAAAGAUUUUUAAAUAUAUGGUCUUUGAUCCUUCUCCAAGCCUGUGGGUAACUUAUUUUGGUCUGACCUACAGUAAGAGUAAAUAUA
Molecule: messenger RNA, 3727 nt
Organism: Phalacrocorax carbo (great cormorant)
Lineage: Eukaryota; Metazoa; Chordata; Aves; Suliformes; Phalacrocoracidae
Source: RefSeq, a predicted model, not a curated record